Molecule: messenger RNA, 4428 nt
Organism: Closterium sp. NIES-67
Lineage: Eukaryota; Viridiplantae; Streptophyta; Zygnematophyceae; Desmidiales; Closteriaceae
Source: the annotation of a GenBank genome assembly
CCCAACCAGUGUUCGGAACGGAACACAUGAAGGAACUCGCUCUUUGUCGCUGUAGUAGUAGAGGUCCACUUCGACUAAUCAGCACUAGGUUGCCUUUCCGUUCUGGUGUAUUCCCGCCUCGUCGUCGCCCACUUUGCGAAGACUGUGUCAUGAAUCCGUGCCCGUGUAGUCGCCACAGCGAGCUAGGAAGCGAUGCUGAAGGUUAGAGACCAUUGUGGGGGGCGCUGUCGUGAUCCGCCGGCUUUUUAGAGACCUUAGUUUUUUUUUUCCCCCGAAUUUUCCGACUGAUCGGGAUAGAUUUAAACUUCUUAGUGCCAUUCAACAAAAAUUCUGAUUCCAUCCUCACUUCACUCCUUCCUUGCUCGGGUCCUCCGUUCAAACCCUCUCGCUAUCCCCUGAAUGACACCUUAGUUCGCUGCCGCCUUGCCUCGACUCACUUCACCUCCUUAGCACGAUGAUCCCUUCGCUUUAUUCACCGCCGCUUCAGUCACACUCGCGCGCUGGAAGCGUAGCUCUCGUCCUCUCUCGUCCGCGUCAGCCCCUCGAGAUGGCCGUCCAGUCCUCCGCUUCCGCUGCUUCCGCCGCUUCCGCCUCUUCCCCCGCUUCCGCCUCUUCCCCCGCUUCCGCCGCUUUUGCCGCUAUCCCCGCGCAAUCUUCGUCGUUCCUCCGCCAAUCGUCUGGCCGCCUCGCGUCGCAAGCGGCGGCCUCCGCGUCGUCCGCGUCGUCAUCGUCUGCUCACCUUCCGCAGUCUCCGCCCACCGCCUCUCCCGCGCGUGCUUCCGGGGGGCAAGCAGCCCUUUUCCCCGCUCUCUCGUGCGCGGCUAGCCUCAGCGGCGGAAGCAUCAGAUUAAGAAGUAUCAACGGCAGGCCGAGCGGAAACAGCUGCAGCAGCAGCAGCAGCCACCGCGGCAGUCGCGUUGUAAAUCACUUCUCUGGCGCCUCGAGAUUUCAUUCGCCGCCGCCCAGAGCCACGGCACGGGCGUACGGGCUACGGCAGGACCACGGCGCGUCGGCGGAACGAGCAGAGGCGCGGAGACUACCGCCGCCAGGUCGGCCCGCGCUUCUCGGGAGCAAGCUUCCGCUCCCUUCCGCUUCCCCUUUCUCUCCGUUCACACGCCCGUCGCAGCAACGGCUGGGCGACUCCGUGCGAUGCCGCGCGAGCGCCAGGCGACGCUCUGAUCGCGAGCAGCUGCUGACGCACACCGUGGAAGAGGGCGAGACGCUGUGGGGCAUAGCGCAGCAGUACGGCGUGCGGGUGAAGGACAUACUGCGCGCGAAUGGCCUCACAGACGUGCACCACGUGGAGCUGGAAACCACUCUCGUCAUCCCACGUGGCGCUUCCAGCGCCACCAGCAGCAACCUCAACAAAAUCAAGAAUACCACCAAUACCUCCCCCUCCUCCUCCUCCACUGGUGCCGGCGAUGCCACGGCCACAGGCAACCUCGCGGCUGCUGUUGCUGCUGGCGCUGCUUCCCCUUCCUCCUCCUCCUCCGUCUCCUCUGCUGCCGCUGCCAGUGCUGGUCAGCGGUUUGGGGGCGCUAGAAAGACUACGAGCGACGUCACCAGAGGGGAUGAUCUCACCAUUGGCAGCAGCAGGGGCCGCAGCAGCAGCAGCAGCGGUGAGGGCGGUGAAGGAACAGCAGCGGAUGCAGCUCUCUCGUCCGGAUCCGUGUUCCAGUCAGUGGGGGCUGCGCUGCUCGGCCGCGUCAAGCGAGACCGCCUGGAGCAGUCUGAAGAGCUGGCGCUGCUACAGGCGCGGGCGAAGCACCAGGGUGCCUGGAAUUGCAUACAAGGCACCUUCUCGUCCCUCCACUCCUCCCUCCUGCAGCGGUGGCACUCUUCUACUGCUGCUGCUCCCACACUCCCUACCACGCCCCCCUCUCUCUCCCCCCACUCCACCACCCUCCCCAGAAGCCUUUUCUCCCAAGGCGCCCUCCUCAUCCCCCUCCUCGCGUCCCUCUCUGUCGCGCUCCUCCUCUCCCUCCUCUCCUUCCUCCGGCCUAUCCUCCUCCGCCUCCGUGCUUUGCGAGCAGAAAGGGAAGCGGCUACAGCCACUGCUAACCCCCUCAUUGCACCCUUUGGAGCUUUGGGAAUGGGGGCCGGGCAAAGAGGGGGCAAGGGAGGGGGGGGGCUGUUAGCAGGUGGCAAUGGUGGUGCUGGUGCUGGGGUUUCUUCUGGGGUUGGUGUUGAUGGGGAUGAGAGAGGAGGGAUGGGAGAAGGGGAUGGUGGAGGGGGAGUGAGUGGAGGGGUGCCGUUUUUGGGUGCUGCAGCAGCGAUGAUGCUGAAUGAGGAUCGACGGCUGAGAACGUCAGAUUGGACUAGAGCACGGGGAGGAGCGUCCACGGCGGCAACUGCUGCUGCUGCCGGUUCUGCUGCUGCUGGGUUGGCCCGGGUGGACCUGACCCCCGAGGACGUGGCACGGGACUAUGAGGAGAUCGUGCGGUGCUACCACGAGGGCAUGGCGUCGUCUUAUGAGUCGUUUCUGAGGGACAGUGGCGCCAUGUCUGCCGGCCGCUUCCGGGGCGGCAUGCCGUCCAAGUUCAGGCCCAAGCCGAAGCAGCGGUGAUGAGAUGGAGACGGGGCGAAGAGGGGAUUGUGAGGGGAAGAGAGUAUCGAGCACCCCUGUUGCUGCUGCUGCUGCUGUUCCUGGUGGUUUUUUUAGCUUAGCACCCACCCACACGGUGUCCGCCCUCCUAUGCUCUGAGAUACUGGAUUGUGCCCUCCCAUGACCAUCGCGCUGUGGCAAGUCUUCCGUGCCGAACCUGCCAGUCCGAGCCUGUCAUUCCGAACCUGCCAGUCCAAGCCUGCCAUCCCGAACCUGCCAGUCCGAGCCUGCCAGUCCGAGUCUGACAUUCCGAACCUGCCAGUCCGAGCCUGCCAUUCUGAACCUGCCAUUCCGAACUUGCUACUGCGAACCUGCAACAUGGUCCCCACAACGCAUCAUCCCCCACCUGGCGUCCUGCUUGCCCUCCCACACCGCUGCCAUGGUCCCAUGCCCUCACCACCAUCUUGCCGCGCCCUCACGUGCCAUGCAACUCAGUCCACGCACCAUGCAAUGCAUUUGCCAAGCGUCGCCUCCUCGCCUCCCCGUACUCCAUGUGUCCAUUACCCCCACCUCGUCACCUCCCCACGUCGUCACCUCCCCACGUCGUCACCUCCCCUCGUCGUCACCUCCCCACGUCGUCACCUCCCCUCGUCGUCACCUCCCCACGUCGUCACCUCCCCACCUCGUCACCUCCCCACCUCGUCACAUUCCCACCUCGUCACCUCCCCACCUCGUCACCUCCCCACCUCGUCACCUCCCCACGUCGUCACCUCCCCACGUCGUCACCUCCCCACCUUGCCACCUCCCCACCUCUUCACCUCCCCACCUCGUCACCUCCCCACCUCGUCACCUCCCCACCUUGCCACCUCCCCACCUCUUCACCUCCCCACCUCGUCACCUCCCCACCUCGUCACCUCCCCACCUUGCCACCUCCCCACCUCGUCACCUCCCCACCUCGUCACCUCCCCACCUCGUCACCUCCCCACCUCUUCACCUCCCCACCUCGUCACCUCAUCACCUCACAGCUGCAUCCCCUCUCCUCCCAUGACCGACUGUCCGCGUCUCCCGUAACAAAGCUUCACCCACUGUCUCAAACCUCCAUACAGGCACCUUAUCUCACUACUUGUUUGGUGUCAGACAUUGACAGCCCAGUUGUUAGCAGCAGCAGCAGCAGCAGCAGCAGCAUGAGCAGUGCGCACCAACGCACACACUUCACUUUCGAGGCGCCUCAAGAGCAGCAGCCGCACCAGAUUUGCCUACCAACAACUUGAGCACAAAAGCACGCUCUCUCCACUCCACCUACCAACCAGCACCCCUGUGUGAGCGUAACAAACAGCUCGUUUACGAAGUGUGGGCCGGGUCGGGUCAGGCAUGCAUGAAUGGAUCAUGGAUCAACCUCUAUCCCUCUCUCCUGCCGUCCACGUGCCUCAAUGGCUAUCUGUCUUACCUACCUAUCAACCAACCACACCCAUGGUGUCUCAUGAUUUUACUUACCUACGGACUAGGCUACAUAACUGGCUCCUUCCUCUGCUACAUCAUUUGCCACACUGUAAGGCCUUCCAUUAUAAUUUUGAUUGUAGUGCUGUUGUAGCUUGUGUGUGCAGUGCGUGGGUUGGGUUGGGGAGUGCGUGGAGGCUUGAUAACUUAGGUGUGCCUGUUUGCAGUUGCUUGCAGCAGGCUUGAUUUUUUAGGCAUCUCAAAAUUUGAUUUUUGAGGCGCCUAUAAUUCGUGGAGGCUCAAGUCGAGACAUCCUAGGUGUGCCGUGCCUGUUUGCAGUUGCUUCCAGCAGGCUUGUUCGGUGAAGUGGUGGGUGGGUGACACACUAGGUAGGUAGGUAGUAACGAGGUGGGUAGCUGUUUGUUUUAGAGGGUUCACUCAAUAUU